AUGGCGUCCUUCUUCCAGCCUCCUCUGAAUGGAGACCCGGCAAUCGACAAAUGCAAUAACGAUAGCCACUGGGAGAUAUACUGCAACUCCGUCCUGCCUGGCGAGGACCGCCUCGUCUCCCCGGUGCAAUGGUUCACCUUCAUAUUGGCCGUUGUCGCCCUCGGAGUCCCGACACUCUUAUAUCUAGGAGAUCGAUCAUUAAAGUCCCUGCGGUCAUGGAACAGAUCGAGGAAAAGUUCCAAUAAAGCCAAAACGAUCGAGAGAGCCAAGGCGCUGGAGCCAUCCCCAUGCCUGGACCUAACUGCAGUGCAGUCCUUCUGUAUCUUUGGGAAGGACAGCCCUGUCCCAAACCUGGGGAAGACGAGUGCUGAUCAUGACCUUCUCGUCAUUGCUGUGCCGUUCCUCGCAGCCGCCGCUGCCCUUGACGACACUGACCAAGGUUCAUUCUCCGAGACAUCAAGCACCAUCGCCGGGGUGCCGCCAUCGACGCCCGUCCUUGGGCUGGUCGACGGCCAAGACUUGGGGCCAGAGAGCGUGUCACAGUCCACAAUUUCAAGGACAGUGGACUACCUCUUCACCAUAUACAGCGAUAACGCUGUGGUAGGUCUUGUCAUCGACGUCGGCCUACUCGGAGACAAUGGUGUGGCUUUCAUCCCCGACAUUCUGGUUCGGCUGUGCGAGCUCCAGGUGCCUGUGGUGCUCAAGUGCCACCAUGACAGCAAGCUCCUCAAGGCCAUCAAUCUCAAAUUCCUUGCUGGCAUCAUCAUCGAAAAUGCCUGUAUCCUCGAGGAUGGGAAGAGGAGGGACUAUUUCCGCUCCGUGGCGCUGCGGGAUGUCAUGGCCAAGUGUGCGGACCAGCGGGUUGAGCGGCCGAGCUUCUUUGUGGGCUUCUUCGACCGCUGGAAUGCCCGUCCCUCCGCUGCUGUGGUACGUCGGUCGGCAAAGCUGUCAGACCACUUUGCGGCAGUCCUCGAGCAUGGGCCGGUGACAUCGCCAACGAGCUCACCAGGUGCUCCGGCCAAGAUGCCCGCGAGCUUAAGUGCGUUCGAGUAUCUGCGGCGGCCAGAGACGUCCGAGUUGCAGAGCUCGUGGAUGCAACGAAAGCGGAUCACGCAUGUUGGGAAUGGGCGACGAGACUCGAUCGAGAAGGUCGCGAGUCUGCCAUUUGGCGAAUUGCAACAGAUCAUCCCAAACAUCGACGAGCUUCUCAGACCGCUCCCUCUGCCUGAAGACCUGCAGGCUUUGAGGGUGGAGCGACCUAUCAAGGUGUCGCCCCCAGACUACGUCCCUGAUGGGCCGUACCGAGAAGACUUUUGGGAGCGCACAUCUCAGGGCGAGCAGAUAUCACUCUACGGCUGUGUGCCGCUCCUCAGUGAACCCACGACUGCUCAGCACGAGGCCAUCUUGGACACACAGAUCCAUCUCCGGAACCUGAAGAUGCUGCAGCGCAUCACGGAUGCCGAAUUGACCAAGCUGAUUCAGGGGCUCGAACGAUUCUCAGCGACAUCCAAAUACGCCGACCUCGUUGGGAACCUCGUGGGUGGCCUUAAGCAGCGAAAGAUUCACUUGUAUAAAGGCCUCGGCAGCGGAUUCACAAUGCCCGAUAAUACUGCUGAGUUCUGGGGUGUUUCCGCUGCGCAUAAUGUAGGCAAGGCGAAUUCUCACCGUGACUCUACUCUGGGUGAGAUCGACUUGUUCAUCUCGCGGCGCUGCCCAAGUGACAUCGGCGCGAUCUUGCACACGUGGCUGGCACACCACGAUGUCCCCCGCAUUGAGCGGUACGAGGAAGAGCUGCAGUUUGAGCGCAUCCUCAGCCCCGAGCUCACCGAUGUUGCUUUGCCCCUCAGCAUCAGGCAUCAGAUUGAGAAUGCCACCCCGGCCGAAACACUAUUCCUGCUUGAGCAGAUCAAGGUGUCCGACAUGACGCACCAUUUCAAAUACGGCAUCGAGGAGCACUGCCGCUCAGUCCUUCUGGAUCAGGCCGCGACGGAAUCAUGGAACCAUGCGGCCUCUCAAGGGGUUCUCAGCGGGUCAUCGGAUAUGGAGACCCUCUUCCGUCGUCGAUCUCAGGACUUUGUACGACUGGGAGCAAAUAGGCUUCCUUCCAUUUCUAACCUACUGCUGCUUUCCCGCUACGUUGACAAGAUCGUGGUCGAUGCCCUCUUCGCCGGAGACCGUGAAAAGCUCAACACGCUGAACGACGCGCUGCUUCACGCCUACGAUCCCUGGGGCUCGUGGACCUCAGACUGUGAGUAUGUUGACGUGAACGCGGAUCUCUUCGCGUUGAUAUUCUUCUCCGCCCUGCGAAAGGGCGCCUUUGAAGACGUCUACAUCGAGACCACAGACCGGUGUCCGUUCUUUCUUUCCCAACCAGACCAGGCCGCUGUCUUCUCCGAACUCUGGGCUCUCGGCUCCCAGUGCGAGGCUUAUUUCGGCAUGCUUCCUCGGGACUUGGGUGAAAUCAUCUACGACCGCUAUCGCAAAUUCCUUGCGGAGCAUCCCCCACCAGAAGGUUUCAAGGACAAGAAGAUCAUGACAGCCUUCGCCAAGCCGGAUGGUUCUGCGGGAAGUGAUGAGAUGGAUCCAGAUGGCCCGUCACGUAAGGGCUUCGUGAAAACGGUCACUCAUCUGCGCAAGAAGUUUGCAGAAUUCGGCGCACUUUCCAUCUUCUGCCUCCCCGCCAUCAUCGACAUCCUGCUGCUGACCUUUCUCGGCCGCGGGCUGUUCAUGACGGCAUGGCUUGGUAAUGAACACCUAAUUGCCGCAUGCUAUGCGCUUCUGAUGUCGUUGCUCAUCUCUGCUGGUGUUACCGGCUGGGUUGGAAGCAUCGGUAACUACUACAUUUGCAAUUAUGCGUAUGACAACAUGAUCUACUUCCACGUACAGAGACUUUCAGGUGGCUUCGUCCUCACCGUCCUUGUUGGAAUUGUGGGCUUCAUCAUCUUCACUGUCAAGGUCAACAUCGGCACCGGCAUUGUGUUCAUUCUGUACCUCAUUGCCAUCUCAAUGUAUCUGAAUGUCCUGGGUGUCAUGGCUACGAUGCAUCAACACGGUAGUCCUCUCACCUCAGGCCGCACAGUCCUGUGGCGUACUAUCCCCAUGUUCUUUCUUUCGCCCCUCAUCUCAACUUUCGUCCCCGGCCACGACCUUGAAGUAUACCUCCCCGUGAUCUACGGCUUCCUGGUAGUCAUUCUCUUUCAAUACCGACAACUUUGCCAUGAGUGGUCAACUUGGAUGACCAAGAUCCCUCGCAUCACAGAGAAAGACAUAAUCAGCUGGUACAGUGCCAAGAUGGAGGCGAGGGCAGAGGAGGAAUCAACUGAAAUGGCUUCAGAGACCGGGAAGUGCCUCGCCAGGACCAAGACGGAAGAGAACCUGUCCCCCGAAGCCAAGAAGAAGCUGGCGCUGCUGGCUUUUCGCAAGGAAGUAGAGGCGUACAGCGACGGUAUAUUUGGCUUUGGCCGAACCAAGCACGCCGAUCCAGUGGUCACGCGUGUGGCCCAGGGCAUGCCAUAUCUGGACUGGCUCCUGAAAAAGGACGAUCCUGCAAGGCCCAGGGCAGAGACCCUCACUACUGGCUGGUUUGGCCAGGUUAACCAGGCCUUGAAAACGCAGGAGCAGUUAGCCCAAGGUCUCAAGGAACACAACAUCUUCAUUUUAUUCCGCUAUGCCCGCUUCGACAUUGGCUCCAGUGUCGGCCUGUUCUUGGUUGCGCUGAUGGACAGAUGGGUCAGCAUCGUCAUGAGCGCUCGCAACGAUCCUAUCAUCAUUUUCGUCGAUGAUACGGCCCGUUAUGCCAUCUGCUUCGCCAUUCUGUACUUCUGCUCCUCCGUCAUGACCCUUGAUGGAACACUACAGAAUUAUUGGUCAGGUAACUACACGUUGUCUGAGGAGAAACUGACCAGCUUUGACCACGCCAAGCGUGUCCAGCAGGACUGGGAGAAGAACCGGCGAAGAAAGUAUCUGGGCGCUCUCCUCGAGCUGUCCCAGAGACUGGUCUUCUGGCUUGGCUUCUCUUCCAUUUUUGUCUGGCUCUUUGUCUCAAAUCAACAACUCAUCGUCCUAUACUACGCGUACGUCAUUGCUUACACCGCUGUUAUGAUCUUCCAGUUCAACCGUUGCUUCACGACGGAUGUUAAAUACCACGUCGGUUCGAUCCUCUCUGGCGGUGUGGCGGGCUUCAUCGUUGGCUGCACCCUCCAUGGAAUUUACGGCAAAGAGCAGCCAUUCUACACAGACGUAAUCGCCUUAAACACUGCCGCGCUGAUGGCUGCUUUCUUGACGACGUUCUUCGUCUGGAAGGACCUACACAUCCAGAAGCCAUCACGGAAGAACCAGACACCCAACGGAGCCCCGACGGGGUGGACACAGCCUCGUCUAUCCAACCCGAGCAUGGCCGUCUCGGAGACUUCAGAAGUUGCCACCUGGAAAGACCUCCCCGGGAAUAAGGUCACGGUCAAUUCAUCAAAUCUCAUUUGCGACAGAAUUCCAGAGCUGUUGCGCCUGGGAAUUGGCCAGCCCAAUGUGCAUGCCCAAAAUGCAGCAUGGUCAGAAGAUGUCUUGAAGGUGGCCCUCGAGAUGUGGAAGGCAGGCAGAAUUGAGCUGAACCUCAGUACCCGUACUUCCUUCAUCGAAAUGGGCUUUGGCAGCUCAAUGUCCUUCAGUCGAUACGACGGAAAUAUGCUGGAGAUCUCGACGGGUUAUCUCCUGGAGGACGAGAUCAACGUUCCUACAUGGCAGCCUCUCCUCGCUUACUUCGCCACCGAAGCCAUCCUGUUUCACACCGCUCGCGCCAUAUUUCAUAUGGACCGCCAGCGCGCCAUCCAGGCUGAGCAUUUCCUCCAUGAGACGGAGCAACUGUCUCGGCGCAUUGACUUUGAGCUGUCCACGUCCGACCUUCCCACUCUCCUUGAGAUUCAGCGCAAGACCAAUCUCAAGAUCAUGAAGCACCUCUGCCUUGGCAUCCAUGUCGAUAGCAAGUGGCGUGAUCUGCCGCCCUAUGUCCGUGAGGUCAUCUUUUGCCGCAUCCUCGGUGACCCUGUGUCGGUGUCUCGAGACUUGCAUCAGUUCAUGGCCAACAACUCCAUUGACCUGCAGACGUCAGAUUUCCACCUUGAGACCGCCUUAACCAUCUACCUAAAGACACUGGAGCGUGAGCACAUCAACGCCGACUACUCGCUGGAGACCGGCACAACGCCACUUUCCAAAUCAGAGCUUCACUGUGCGCCGGUGCAUAUGGGGCCUCGUCAGCAGACUUUCUUCUUGGGCCUUGUCGAAACCAUCUCGUCCAUUCCGAAUACAUUUACCAAGUGGGUGGGCAUAAUCACCGGUGCUGGUUCAGAUGUGGAGAGAGAGUUGUGGUACAAGUUCCGGUACUCCUACGCCCGAGGCCCGAUCCUGUGGGUGCUCCUCACGUUUUGGCGCUUCUGCUGGUUCUUCAAGAACGUUUGGGUCUACGUCCUGCUCAUCUAUCACCGCAAAAACUUGGUGCGCAUUUCCCGCCUGGCAAAGAAGGGGGCAUCCAGGACACUGGUCAAAGAUCGAGUCGUCAUUGAGCAGCUGAGGAAGGUCAUUACCGGUUUUGCGGUACGCAACGAGCAAAACUCGAUCACUCUGGAGAUCUACGACAAGCAGCUCUCGACUCGUCCCACAGAUGUUGAGCCAAUAUCCACAGCAGUGUACGACAAUGUCUUCAGACUCUCCAACCGUCAGGACAAGUCGACUGGCAAGAACAAGAAGGCUAAUCCCUGGACCUUUGCCACAUACAACUACGCUGAGGACUCGCGUUCGAGAUGGCCAGCCUUUAAAGAGGUUGUCGACGGCCAGAAUUACAAGAAAUGCUAUUACGAUAAGUACGGGCGCGUCACCCAUGGUGACAUGCUAUUUGGCGACAAGGAAUAUGAGUUCACCUACUCUUACAAGUCCAGUCCCAAGAGCAGCCACGAAAUCCUGCGUGCUGAGUUCAAGCUUGCCAAGGCCAUCAACGGCGACAUCUUGGUCGUCUACUGGGGUGUGCCUCUCCGUGCUGACGUAGGCACAAAGCUCGACUGGGUCCCCUCGGAUCGUGUCUGUCGGAUUGUGCGCAAGAUCGACACCAAGACGUACACGACUACCAGCAACUACGCUCACCGACGUGACCCAACCAUGGUCACUGUCAUGGAAGAGGCCGGUGCGCGCUGCCUGGUGGCGCAACCUCCGCAGGUUUUCCCAGAGGAGCAGAUUAUGCAGACCCGGCCGACAGACGUCUCGUUCGAGAACGACGAUUUGUUCAUCCGGCAUCGCCGGUCUGAUGUCCGCCGUAUCUGCAAGUACAUUGGUAGCAACCGUGCUGUCAAGUCUCUGAGGACGAUGAUCAAUCCUGGUGCAUGGAACUAUUGGCACAAGAAGAAGGUCUACUCACGCGUACCCACCUGGUGGCUCCGAACGGAACUCUGGAACAACUGGCUCAAGUCCAACUCGCUCGACGGCAUCACGGCAUGCUGGAUGGAUGAGUUGAUUCUUCGCGAGGAACCCACACUGCUAAAGUACUGGUCAUACCGCUCGUCUGGGCAGCUGACCGCCGCGAAGAGGGAGCUUGACGAGAACAUUGAACGGAUUGUCGCCGCUAUCGAGCUGGAGAAGGACGUCUCGGAAGUUUGCAUGUUGCCCAUCAAGGCUUCUGAUUUGUAUGCCAUGGGUCUGGGUAAAGACGCAAACCAGAUGACUACCCGCCCAGAAGAUUGCUUUAAGGACACACAAGAGCGUAUUUCGGUCAUCUUCAACGACGUCGGUUGCUGGCCCGAAUCGCCUGGUGGUGUGUCCAACUGCCGACGUGAUUUGGUGAAUGGCCACAGCACGAUCCGGAAUCAUGUCCUUGCCGAGUCUGCGAACGAGUAUGGUAUUCCUCGCUUCCAGAUUGAGAAGAACGUCCAGUCCCUGAAAAUUCUGCCACUAUGGGGCUUGGACGGCAAGACGCCCAAUCACGGUGUUAUCGACAAUCUUCUUCAGUCCGAAGUCGACCGCAAGAUCGGAAAUACUGAAAUCAAGCGGGACAUCAUCAACACAUUUGUGCCACUGCUCAAGCAGUUCGUCAAGGGGGCAAGGUCGCGCCACAUAGACCGGGCUGGACUUCUCCACUAUAGCAACAUCAUGCUUACCAUGUUCAAAUUCUUUGAGCACAAGGACUACAACGAGGCAUAUAACAGCAAGGAGGUCGCUGCUGCGUGGGCUGAGGCUUGGCUGGAGAGUUACGACGACGCUGACAUCACGGAUCCGUCCGACUGGUUCGAGCUGUCCCGCCCGAGCAUGACAGACUUCAGGGAUGCGCUGGCCAUCUACAAGUCAUACUUCUUCAUCUUCAGCGUUCAGUCCCCUGAGAACUGCCCACAGGUAUUCCAGAGCACCCACCAUGGCAUUAGCAGUCUGUUCGGCAUGCUGCUGAAGUACAAGCGAGGCACCACGUUCGGCAUCUGGGAUCACGCCAUCCUUUGGCGGGAGUGCUGCCUCAACAUCUCGCCGGCGCAGUGUGAGCUCUCGAUCCCGGUGCAGUCUAUGCUUCUUGCCGGAAUAGGCCUGGCGACAAAGUUGGCGUAUUUCCACGCCGAUGUUAUCCUGCCUUGCACUUCCUUCUUCAACCCCAUAUGGGAAGCUGAUCUUGGCACCGACAUGGGCAAGGUCAGCCACAGGAACCAGUUCCGCCGCAAAAUCGAUCCCAUUGUGAAUGGCGUUGGCAACAUGGACGCAUUUGAGCCAGUGGACCAGGUCCGCACCGAAGUGCCUACCGUCAUCAUGCUGUCCAACGUACAGUUUAUCAAGGAUGUGAGGACGGCCAUCCUGGCCGCGGACGUCAUCAUCAACAAAUUCGGCUUCAAGGACUACAAGCUCGUCGUGUAUGGCGCUCAAGACCGCGAGCCGAGUUACACAAUUGACAUGGUAAAGCUUAUACAACAGUGCAAGAUGUCUGACAAGGUUAUCCUGGGUGGGUUCGGCCGGCCACAAGAGGUUCUCAAGGAUGCCUGGUUAUUCAUGAACUCGUCCCUGUCCGAAGGUCUGCCUCUUGCCAUCGCCGAGGCCGCGCUCGCAGGCGUGCCCAUUGUUGCUACUUCCGUCGGUGCCACUGCGCUAGUCUUGACAGACCCUGAUGAUCAGGAUCGCAAGUACGGCGAGGUCGUCCCACCCAACGACCCCGUGGCACUGGCUCGCGCACAAAUAUCCAUGCUGUCUAUGGUGGGCGCGUGGUCCAAGUUCACAGGCGAAGUUGGCGACAAAGAAGCGGUGCCCCCGAGUCUCACAUUACCAGACGUCAUCAGGGACUCUGACGUGGAAUGGCUUACUCGCCGUAUGUACGAGAAGGCUGAAUUCCGUCGCGAGCUCGGCAUGCUCUCGCGUGGUGUCGUCCUCAAAGGUUUCCACGGCGAACGAUACUUGCGCGAGCACGAGCAGAUGUAUUGGAUUCAGUGGCAUAUGGCUCGCAUGCGUGCCGACGAGGCACUCAUGGCACCUGCCACCCGAAGCUUCAGGUUCGGGGCCACCGUGCCGCUACGGUAUAGUGAUGUCUCCGAGGAGGAAAUGUGGGCCGAGACGGAGGAUUGGGGUGUCCUGGAUGUUAGUGAGAGGCCCGGCCAAAACGGAAGCCGCGCUGUGAACGAUACAAGGGCGGGUCGUAACACCGGAGGGCUUCUGAGUCGGGCGAAUGGCGCCGCACUUGCACUGAGUAGAAAGAGAUCCGUCCGCUGGCAGGAGUUCCCGCCGAGCAACAUGAGCAGAACCUCGCUGUUCUCAAACUAUGAGGAUAUGGUGAUGUGCACGCUAAAGGACGCCUUAGACACAACCUCUAUCAAAGAGGACCCGCACGGAAACCUGAUUUCUGGGCACUUCGAGAAGCACGAUAGCGUGCCCUUAACAGAACGAAUGAGAAGCCGGGCCAGCCUAUACCUCAUCUCGUAUUUCGUCGUGAUCAGUCUGGGCGACGAGUUCACUUUCGAGCGCCAGGCCAUAAUCUGGCUCGUAAUCGGGAUACCGAGCAAUGGUGUCUUCGGUCUUCUUUAA
Messenger RNA from Diaporthe amygdali, 9027 nucleotides. RefSeq lists its product as uncharacterized. The transcript has 7 exons. Gene Ontology annotation, molecular function: glycosyltransferase activity. The record is from RefSeq and is a predicted model, not a curated record. Bases 1 to 9027 code for a protein of 3008 amino acids. NCBI's taxonomy places the organism in Eukaryota, Fungi, Ascomycota, Sordariomycetes, Diaporthales, Diaporthaceae.